GCCUGCUAUGAAAUGGAAUCCGCGCCGCGCUGAUAACAUGGCCAAAAAGCCAAUUGUGAACACGCCACGGCCGUCCGACGGCUUCAUCGUCCAUCCGCAUCGGAUCGUAAUCCACGUCCGUCGGUUCAUACGACAGAAAUCACAAACGAGUGAAAACUUUGCUCUUUUUUUUCACCGUCUUAAUCCGCCUCCCUAAUACCGAGAUUUUCUCCGUAAACCCGCCAACAAUGAGGAUCUUUGGCGCUUUUCCACAUCUCAUUUUAUGCAGCCAAAAUCUGAUGAAAAGGAAUGAAGAAGGUGAGAUUAACCUUUUCAAAAAAAAAAAAAAAAGACCAGAUUAGCUGGUUUAUGUCUGGAAGGGGGGUGAUUUUACCUUUUUUUUUUUUUUUCCUUUCUUUAAAAUUUCCAGGUGGUGUUCUGCAAGCUGGGCCCAGUGUUGCGGAGGCUGGCGACAUGGAGAGGCAAAAGUUCCCCUUCACCAUCGAAGACAUCCUGAGGAAUUAUCCAGACCCGGGCCAGGAUAAUCCAGCGCUCUGGUGUUUGUGUUGUUGUUGCUGCUGCUGCUGCUGCUGUUGCAGUCGCCACUGUUGCGGAGACGGGAGGACCGCCCGUCCUCACCAAGCACCACAACCUCUCGCCGAGCUUCCCUCCCAAGAGCCGUGGGCAGCGGCGUCGGAGGCCGGCGUCCGAGAAGAAGACCAAGAAGCGGAGGCCCGGACGCCGAGGAGGACCCGGCGACACAGAACCAUCUUCACUGAGGAGCAGCUGGACGCGCUGGAGGAACUCUUUCUGCAGAACCACUACCCAGAUGUCAACGCUCGGGAAGAGCUAGCGCAGAGCACUCGCCUCAGAGAAGAGAGGGUGGAGGUUUGGUUUAAAAACCGCAGAGCCAAGUGGAGGCGCCAGAAAAGACUCUCUUUUAAUGCAGAAAACACAGAAAACUGCCCGUGACUGACUGUAUGUCACGAACUCUUUUAUGAACACUUUGUACCAUUUAAAUGUCAUCAACGAUUAUAGACUAUUUU
This is a messenger RNA of Syngnathus acus (greater pipefish), 1025 nucleotides long. RefSeq names its product homeobox protein goosecoid-2. The coding region runs from base 289 to 951 and encodes 220 amino acids. Gene Ontology annotation, molecular function: DNA-binding transcription factor activity, RNA polymerase II-specific; RNA polymerase II cis-regulatory region sequence-specific DNA binding. The record is from RefSeq and is a predicted model, not a curated record. Gene Ontology annotation, cellular component: nucleus. NCBI's taxonomy places the organism in Eukaryota, Metazoa, Chordata, Actinopteri, Syngnathiformes, Syngnathidae. The transcript has 3 exons. Gene Ontology annotation, biological process: regulation of transcription by RNA polymerase II.